Molecule: messenger RNA, 1422 nt
Organism: Lathyrus oleraceus (garden pea)
Lineage: Eukaryota; Viridiplantae; Streptophyta; Magnoliopsida; Fabales; Fabaceae
Product: binding partner of ACD11 1
Exons: 5
Coding region: 401-1141 (246 amino acids)
Molecular function (GO): RNA binding
Source: RefSeq, a predicted model, not a curated record
UUCUAAAAUAUAUGAUCAUGUUCAUGGAACCACCAAUAUCAUGUUUUCAGUGUAGAUGCAUUUCUUCCGUAACAAAACUUGCAUCAUAUGCAACCAACACUAUCAUGAGAAAAAAACUAAUAAUAAGUAUACAGUUAAUAUUAGUCUAUUGUAGAUUAUGAUUCCGUAAACUGGUUCAAACAAAACUCAUUUCAGUUUCAUCAUUUGACGAUGAUUUGUGUUUUGCUGAUUUUGACAUCAAUUUUGGCUACUUUAGGUUAAUCCUUCAAAAGAAUUCUUAUCUGUUCCAGAUUAUCAUGCGUUGAUAAAAACAGUUAAGGUAAGCAACGUAACCGCCGCUGCUACAGAGAACGAUAUCAAGGAAUUCUUCUCAUUCUCUGGUGACAUUCAAUAUGUUGAGAUGCAAAGUGACACUGAGAAUACUAAGACUGCGUAUGUUACCUUUAAGAAUACACAAGGAGCAGACACAGCGGUGCUCUUGACGGGUUCCAACAUAGCUAAUGCGUCUGUCAUCAUCACACCAGUUGAAAAUUAUCAACUGCCCCCUGAAGCUCAACCCUUUAGUCCGUGCUAUUCUCAGGACCUAAAGAAAACUCCUGAUGCUGUUAAGAAGGCUGAAGAUGUGGUGAGCACUAUGCUUGCCAAAGGUUUUGUUUUAGGAAAAGAUGCAAUUGGCAGAGCGAAGUCCUUUGACGAACGCCAUCGCUUGAGUUCAAACGCGUCUGCCAAAGUUGCUUCCCUUGAUCGUAAAAUCGGAUUGAGCGGCAAACUAAGUGUCGGAACAGCUUUAGUGAAUGAAAAAGUGAGAGAGAUGGAUGAGAAAUUUCAGGUUUCUGAAAAAACAAAGUCGGCUCUUGCAGUUGCUGAGCAAAAGGCAAGUGAUGCUGGAUCUGCUAUCAUGAGCAAUCCUUAUGUAUCGACCGGAGCUUUAUGGGUGUCGAGUGCAAUUAGUGCUGUUGCAAAAGCAGCUGAAGAUGUAACCACAAUGACUAAGGAGAAGGUUGAAAUGGCUGAGGUUGAUAAGAAAGAGAUCGUUUACAGUGAAAAGAAAGACGUUGUUGAUGAAUUGGCCCAGAUACAUUCCGAGACACCUUCACCUGGAAACUCUCCUCCAACAGUUGCUGCUAAAUCGAAUAUAUGAAACUUGAUAUCAUUCUCAAAUCUCAAUCCUUGGCAUGUUCAUGAAUCAUGAGUACAGUUGCAUUGGUUUAGUUUUGCUAAUUAGUUAGAGUCAGUAUUCAUUCAAUCUUCUACUGCUGGAAGUUGGUUUGCUUGAUUAAAAUUUUGUUAAUUGUUAUAUUAAUGUAAAACUUGUCUAAUAGAGUUGAUUCUUAAAUAUGUAUGGAUGAAGAUUUAUGAAAAUGUAUUAAUACUUAUACGUCAAUGUAUUUACUAUAUUUAAAUAUGUCCAAAUUUCCUCAA